Saccharomyces mikatae IFO 1815 is the source of this 999-nucleotide messenger RNA. It is a transcript of the gene OST6, whose product is annotated as dolichyl-diphosphooligosaccharide--protein glycotransferase. The coding region runs from base 1 to 999 and encodes 332 amino acids. Lineage: Eukaryota; Fungi; Ascomycota; Saccharomycetes; Saccharomycetales; Saccharomycetaceae. Gene Ontology annotation, cellular component: oligosaccharyltransferase complex. The transcript has a single exon. The record is from RefSeq and is a predicted model, not a curated record.
AUGAAGUGGUGUAUCACAUACGUUAUCCUAUACAUCGUCCUUAUAUUCCAGAAGUUCCAGGGUUCUAUAGCAACUGUAUCUUAUAAUAUAGAUGAUAUACUACAGUUGCAAGAUGAGACUGGUAUCAUAACAGUGACGGCUGAGAACUAUCCACUAUUGAGCCACGGUGUACCAGAUUACUUUAAUAUCUUAUACAUCACUAUGAGAGGUACAAACAGUAAGGGCAUGGAUUGCCAAUUAUGUCAUGAUUUUGAGAAAACAUAUCAUACGGUGGCCAAUGUUAUUCGUUCACAGUCCCCGCAAUCUCUAAGCCUAUUUUUUACAGUAGAUGUCAAUGAAGUACCACAACUUGUCAAGGACUUGAAGUUACAAAAUGUACCUCAUCUCGUGGUAUAUCCACCUGCAAAAAAUGACAAACAAACUCAAUUCGAAUGGAAAAUGUCGCCUUUCUAUCAGUACUCCUUAGUGCCUGAUAAUGCAGACGAUACUUUACAAUUUGGCGAUUUUCUAGCCAAAAUUCUCAAUAUUUCGAUAACCGUUCCUCAAGAUUUCAAUGUUCAAGAAUUUGUUUAUUAUUUUGUUGCAUGUAUGGUUAUUUUCAUCUUUAUCAAGAAGGUGAUUUUACCUAAAAUAACUAAUAGAUGGAAAUUUUUCUUCAUGAUAUUAUCUUUUGGUAUACUUUUAUCAAGCAUUAGUGGUUACAAAUUUGUAGAAAUGAAUAGAAUUCCUCUCAUCGCACGUGAUGCAAAAAAUCGUAUAAUGUACUUUAGUGGUGGUUCAGGAUGGCAAUUCGGUGUCGAAAUCUUUUCAGUAUCAGCCAUGUAUAUCGUGAUGUCUGCGUUAUCUGUGCUUUUAGUUUGUCUGCCCAAGAUUUCCUGGAUGAGUGAAAUGGCGAAGGGACUACUAGCAUCAUUUUUGGCAUGUGUUUUAUUUUAUUUCUUUUCUUACUUCAUUAGUUGUUAUUUGAUCAAGAAUCCAGGGUACCCAAUUGUUUUUUGA